CAGUCAGUCAGUCGGUCCCCAGCAAUGGCGGAAGGAGGUGAGCGAGAGGAGCUGCUCUCGCCGCCGCCGGUCUCUCCGGCCAAGAGGCUUUGCCCAUGGCCCAGCCCGCAGGCUCACCACCCCCGCGGCUUGCCCGGGGCGGCCGGCGGAGGGGUGGGGGGCGUCGGCAGCUGCUGCCUGGCUCCCGGGGCCCGCCCCCACCUGCAGCCGGAGUCCUUGCUGGACUGCGCCGCCAAGACGGUGGCGGAAAAGUGGGCGUACGAGCGGGUGGAGGAGCGCUUCGAGCGGAUCCCGGAGCCCGUGCAGCGCCGCAUCGUCUACUGGUCCUUCCCGCGGAACGAGCGGGAGAUCUGCAUGUACUCUAGCUUCCAGUACCGGGGCGGCCCGGGCGCCGGCUCUGCGGGAGGCGCCACGGGGGCUUCGCCGGCCGAGGAGGGGCCGCAGCCGCCCCCCGGGGCCGCCGCUCCGGCCGGCUCCGCCUCCGGGGCCUCAGCAGCCGGGGCGUCCCCGGGGCUGGGCAGUGGGGCUGGCGCGGGCAGCGGCGGCAGUGGCGGCGAGGGGCUGCCGUUCCGCCGCGGCAUCCGUCUGCUGGACAGCGGCUCCGUGGAGAACGUGCUGCAAGUCGGCUUCCAUCUGAGUGGUACAGUAACUGAGCCAGGCACUGCUUCAGAACCAGCAGUAACUUACAAAGUUGCCAUCAGUUUUGAUCGAUGCAAAAUCACUUCUGUGACAUGUGGCUGUGGGAAUAAGGACAUAUUCUACUGUGCUCAUGUGGUAGCACUCUCACUCUACAGGAUCCGUAAACCAGAGCAAGUCAAAUUACGUCUUCCUAUCUCAGAAACCCUUUUCCAGAUGAACAGGGACCAGCUACAGAAGUUUAUUCAAUAUUUAAUUACUGCCCAUCACACUGAAGUACUUCCUACUGCACAAAAACUGGCAGAUGAGAUUCUGUCCUCCAACUCAGAAAUCAACCAAGUGAACGGUGCACCUGACCCCACAGCUGGGGCCAGCAUUGAUGACGAGAACUGUUGGCAUUUGGACGAGGAGCAGGUGAAAGAACAAGUGAAGCUAUUUCUUUCCCAGGGGGGUUACUAUGGCUCUGGGAAGCAGCUCAACUCAAUGUUUGCCAAGGUUAGAGAGAUGCUGCAGAUGAGAGAUUCCAAUGGAGCCAGGAUGUUGACACUUAUAACUGAGCAGUUUAUGGCUGACCCACGACUCACACUCUGGAGGCAGCAAGGAACAAGCAUGACAGAGAAGUGCAGGCAGCUCUGGGAUGAGCUAGGAGCAUUAUGGGUAUGUAUAAUUUUAAACCCACACUGCAAGCUGGAAGAAAAAUCCUGUUGGCUACAGCAACUACAGAAGUGGAGUGACCUGGAUGUCUGUCCCCUAGAGGAUGGAAACUAUGGACAUGAACUUCCCAACAUCACCAAUGCACGUCCCCAGAGUGCCAGUCACAGUCCCGACUCCUUAUCCCAACCAAGACGAACAGUGUUCACUAGAGCCAUUGAAGGCCGCGAAUUACACUGGCAGGACAGCCAUCUACAGCGAAUAAUCAGCAGUGAUAUAUACAUAGCUCCUGUCUGCCAGCGGGAAAAUGAGCAACUACUCUUCAAUUCCCAUGGUCAGCCACUGUGGCUUGAGCAUGUGCCUACAGCUUGUGCUCGAGUUGAUGCCCUGCGUUCUCAUGGUUAUCCAAAAGAGGCCCUCAGGCUCACAGUGGCCAUUAUUAAUACUCUGAGGUUACAGCAGCAGCGGCAACUAGAAAUCUACAAGCAUCAGAAAAAAGAACUGUUGCAAAGAGGAACCACAACCAUUACAAACCUGGAGGGCUGGGUGGGCCACCCUCUUGAUCCCAUUGGCUGCCUGUUUCUCACUUUGACGGAGGCUUGUCGCCUGAAUGAUGAUGGCUAUAUGGAAGUGUCAGAUAUAAAUGAAAGCAGACUCCCUGUGUACCAGCAUGUACCUGUGGCAUCAGGCUGCCCAAACAGUGGUGAGUCCUACCUGUCAUUGGCCCUGGAAGUUGCUCUUAUGGGCAUGGGUCAGCAAAGGGUAAUGCCUGAAGGCCUCUACGCGCAAGACAAGGUAUGCCGUAAUGAGGAACAGCUUCUGAGCCAACUCCAGGAACUGCAGCUAGAUGAUGAGCUAGUACAAACAUUACGGAAACAGUGCAUCUUACUGCUGGAAGGAGGCCCCUUCAGCGGGCUAGGAGAAGUCAUCCACCGAGAGAGUGUUCCUAUGCAUACCUUUGCCAAGUAUUUGUUCUCAGCUCUGCUGCCUCAUGACCCAGACCUUUCUUAUAAAUUAGCCUUACGUGCCAUGAGGUUACCUGUUCUAGAAAACUCUGCUUCUGCAGGUGAUAGUUCACACCCUCACCAUAUGAUGUCUGUGGUGCCCAGCCGUUAUCCUCGCUGGUUCACACUUGGACACUUGGAAUCACAGCAGUGUGAAUUAGCCUCAACCAUGCUGACUGCUGCCAAAGGGGAUACUCUGAGGUUGCGAACUAUUCUGGAAGCAAUACAGAAACACAUCCAUUCUUCUUCCCUCAUCUUCAAACUGGCUCAAGAUGCAUUCAAGAUUGCUACUCCCACAGACAGUAGUACAGACAGUACCCUCCUCAAUGUGGCCUUGGAACUGGGAUUACAGGUGAUGCGGAUGACAUUAUCAACCCUUAACUGGAGGCGCCGGGAGAUGGUUCGGUGGUUGGUGACAUGUGCUACAGAAGUGGGUGUGCGGGCCCUGGUGAGCAUCUUGCAGAACUGGUACACACUCUUCACACCCACCGAGGCUACUAGUAUUGUAGCUGCCACAGCUGUAUCCCACACCACUAUCCUGCGCCUCAGUCUUGACUACCCACAACGGGAGGAACUGGCUAGCUGUGCUCGCACACUGGCCCUGCAGUGUGCUAUGAAGGAUCCACAGAGCUGUGCCUUGUCAGCCCUUACUCUCUGUGAGAAAGACCACAUUGCCUUUGAGGCAGCCUAUCAGAUUGCCAUUGAUGCUGCUGCUGGUGGUAUGACCCAUUCACAGCUGUUCACCAUUGCCCGCUACAUGGAGCUCCGUGGCUACCCGCUCCGUGCCUUCAAGCUGGCCUCCUUGGCCAUGAGCCAUCUUAACCUGGCCUACAACCAGGAUACACACCCAGCCAUCAAUGAUGUGCUCUGGGCUUGUGCCCUCAGCCAUUCACUAGGCAAGAAUGAGCUGGCAGCCCUCAUCCCCCUAGUGGUGAAGAGUGUGCACUGUGCCACGGUGCUUUCAGACAUCCUGCGGCGAUGCACAGUGACUGCACCUGGCCUGGCUGGCAUCCCGGGCCGCCGCAGCUCGGGAAAGCUCAUGUCCACUGACAAAGCUCCACUGCGCCAGCUGCUGGAUGCCACCAUCAAUGCCUAUAUCAACACUACACACUCGCGUCUGACACACAUCAGCCCCCGCCACUACGGAGAGUUCAUUGAGUUUCUGAGCAAGGCUCGGGAAACCUUCCUGCUGCCCCAGGACGGCCACUUGCAAUUUGCCCAGUUUAUUGACAACCUCAAGCAGAUUUACAAAGGCAAGAAGAAGCUGAUGCUGCUGGUUCGGGAGCGCUUUGGCUGAGAAAGCAGGUAGCUCACUGUCAGGGCAGCCUGGAUUCCCAGGUACCAUCAAGUCAGGCCAAGGACAUUAAAACAUUUGUCCACCCUGAGAGGACUCUGAGCACUCAGAGCAAAGGAUGGGGAGAGUCCAACUGUAGCCAAAUGCCUGCCUUGGAAAACUUUUUUACAGCCCACCCACUGUUCCUGGAGGAUCUGGGCCCUGCAUAUUGAUCAGAAACCCCACAACAUGCCACCUCACGCCCUUAUAUCCUGCGUGUCCUGGGCAUUGGCCCCUCUCCCUUGGCAAACACAGAACACUGUUCCGACUCAGGGAUUGCUUAACCAGAGAAACAGAAGCAUUUAUGGUACUGUAUAUACUAUAGUAUAUGUGUUGCCAAUUAUUGUAAAAUUGUAACUAUUUAUAAUUCCAGCUCUGAUUUGAUGAGCACUUAAAAGUAGCUGUGGGUGGGAGGACAGGCUUGUUUUCUGAGGAGACUCACAACCAUUUCUCAGGUUUCCCUUGCAGAGUGUAUGAUGUUGUCAGUGGAUGAGUGGGGGUGGCAGAGAGAAAAAAAAGGACAGUUAAAAUAAAUCCCAAGUCUUGUCUAUGCAGAAACCCCAGCCUGAAGACAGAGAAUCUGUAGCCCAAUGGUGGGCGAGGGGCAGAGGCCAAGACUGGACUUAAAACUUUUGCCUCUCAAAGCAAUGAAGACACUGAAACUCCUGCCCCUGCCUCAUGCAGCCUCUCCAUGAGCCUGCUAAGUCCCUGAAUAACAGGUUCAGGGAGAAGAUGAGUCUGAGAAGCCACUGAGCUCAUAAUAUGCAUCUGCUGUGGUCACCUUUAUGUUAGAGAGAAUCUGGUUUCAUUUCCAAUUCUCUGUGCGUGAUUGUCUGUAUGGCUAAGUACAAGUGUCUAUGUAUAUAUGUGAUACAUGUUUAUGUUGAACUUUAGAUUUCUGUUCACUGUUUAAGUUGCAAAUGUGUGAUAAUAUAUAUCUGUAAGUCCAUUCCUGUUUGCAUGUACAUGUACACACAGUGUAUAUGUAUAAACAUGUUUGUAUCUGUGUGUGUGCCUGCUAGCCAUGGGUCAGCAUAGUGCAUCUUUAUAUGUAUAACUAAGUUAUUUCUAUAUUAGUUAUAUUUGUGUAUUCAUGUUUGAAUAUCUGCAUGAAUGUGUCCAUUCUUGUGGAUUUUUUUUUGUUUUGCCAGAUCUCUUUCCCAUUCCUUAGUCUCUUUCUCCAACUAAACAUUUGUUUUCAUCUCAUGCCUCCUCUGUUCACCAUUCUCCCAACAAAUAAGCCUCUAAACACCAGUGUCCCUUUGCCCCAAGAUUGGUUGCUUCGGUUUCAAUUCUUAAGACUCGCUUCUUUUCUCCUGCCUUUCUACCUCAAGCCUCCUCUACCUGCUUUUGUCAUAGUCCCAUUGGUUGCUCAUUUGGAGACUGAGGUGGUUAUGCCUUUGGCCUUCCCCUUCCUAAUUUCUAGCCCUAGUGUACAACCUGUCUUAGCCUUAGCUUACCUCCUCAGUGUAUCAUGUUCCUGCUACCUUCCUGACUCAUAUGCUCAGCCUAGAAUCAUUAUAGGAGGUAGCAAGGGCAUUCAAGAGUUGAUUGGAUACCAAUGUCUUGGGUGUUUACUGUUUUGUGUCUUAGUUCCUGAAUUGGGGUGGGGUUCGAUAGGGAAUGGGUGGUGUAGCUAGAGUGUGAACCAAGGACCUGUCUGCUUUACUUUUCUCUUUAAAAAACUAUUUAUGUCAUCUUUUUUACUCCAAACUGUCCAGUAAGUUGUAUUUGCUGUUUGUGGCUACUUAAGUCUUGCUGUCCAGCCAAGGGCCCCUCCAAUGUCUCAGCCCAAUGGGUUGGUUAAAAAAAAAAAGCCACUCCCAUUUCUGUAUCACAAUUGCCCUUUUUUAGCAACUAUGUGAACUCAAUGCUUUUCUAUGAAUAAAUCAUGGAUCACAGAAAAGAAUUUUCUAAAAACAGGAAUUGUGUUCUCUCAAUAAACAAGGCCCUUCUUUUCCUUUUUCAUUGCUCUGGCUGGAACAGGGAACUGGCUGGGGCCUACAGUAAAUAUGGAAUGUCAGAUGAAUUUCCUGCCACACA
This is a messenger RNA of Perognathus longimembris pacificus (Pacific pocket mouse), 5667 nucleotides long. It is a transcript of the gene Zswim5, whose product is annotated as zinc finger SWIM-type containing 5. Gene Ontology annotation, molecular function: zinc ion binding. Bases 25 to 3588 code for a protein of 1187 amino acids. The record is from RefSeq and is a predicted model, not a curated record. Gene Ontology annotation, cellular component: Cul2-RING ubiquitin ligase complex. The transcript has 14 exons. Lineage: Eukaryota; Metazoa; Chordata; Mammalia; Rodentia; Heteromyidae.